AAGGAUAAAAGAAGACACAUCAAAUCGUAGGAUAGCGGGCUUAGACACCAGAUCAAUGCGUGGGGUUACCCAGUGCUUGGAGUCGGUCCCAGUUCUGUAUAAACUGCGGUUGAUCUGCAAUGAGCUACUCUGUCUCUUCCUUGUUAUCGUCUGAACAUAGUCGCCUUGAAACGCUCUCUCUCUCUCUCCUCCAAUCUCCGCUGCCCAAGCGAGAACACAGAGAAGAAGCGGCAAGCAAGCGGAGACCCUGAAGAUGGCGGCGCCGGCGAGGACAAUGAAGGACGUGUCGCCCCACGAGUUCGUCAAGGCGUACGCCGCUCACCUCAAGCGGUCCGGCAAGUAAAGGGUUGGUGUCUCUGGUCUUUUGCUGGAAGCAUCGGGGUUGGAAUAAAAAAAGAGUCCCAGAAAAAGAAGAGACGGUCACGGCCAAAUAUAAAAGAAUAGAGAAGCGAGACCGAAAAAGAAAGAAAACAUUGAUAGAAAGGGGGCAGAGGAGAAACCGGGAUAGAGAGACGAAAAAAAAAAGUUCGUGGAAGUGACCUUGUCCGCUAAAUUUUUUGAUAGUUUUGAUUGGAUCGUGUUCAAAAUGUCCUCGGGAAAGCACGUCGCCGUCCUUGCGUUUCCAUUCGCUUGCCACCCCCUGCCUCUCGCCAACCUCCUCCGUGAGUUGGCGGAAACUGCCACGAACGUCCACUUCUCUUUCUUAAGCACGGCCAAGUCCAACGACGACCUCUUCCCCCAUUUUUCGAGAGCUGAGUUGCCGCCCAACAUCGUGAUCUAUGACAUCGAUGAUGGAUUGCCAGCCAGUCAUCAUGGAGCGACAAUGGAGGAACUGAUAGGGCAAACGGAUGGGUUCCUCAAACAAGCUCCGAAGAGUUUUCGAGCUGCCAUCAAUGCUGCGGAGCGGGAUGCAAGGAAGAAGGUGAGUUGUCUAUUUAGCGAUGCUUUAUUGUAUCCCGCAUGCGAAAUAGCCGAGCAAAUGCACAUUCCAUGGGUGACGUUCUGGGUUGCUUCUCCGUGCUUUCUGUCCAUUCACUUCCACAUCGAGGUCCUUCGUCAGCUCCGCCAUAGAAACUCCUGCACUGGCACGGCAGAAGUAGAGGCUGACGACAAGGCCCUGGAAAUGAUUCCGGCGUUGUCAUUGUUUCGCAUGUCAGAUAUCCCGGACGAAAUGCUAGAAGACCCGAAUACGUCAAUGGUGUCAAGCUUAGUCCACCAGUUGCAGCGCGUACUGCCACGCGCUGCGGCAGUCAUCAUGAACUCCUACGUGGAAGCGAACCCGGCGCCUCAAAUAGCGGACCUCAAGUCCAAGUUCAAGAUUCUCCUCCAUGUAGGGUGCCGCACGGUGUCUUUCUCACCGCCACCAGUGCUAACAAGCAGAAACUUAGACCCUACCGGUUGCUUAAUGUGGCUAGACACCAAAGACCCUCGUUCCGUGGCAUACAUAUGCUUUGGGACAGUGGCUAUACCGUCGCCUACCGAGCUAUCCGCUCUCGCCGAGGCCCUGGAAUCCACCGGGACCUCAUUCCUAUGGUCUAUCAAGGAGCACAUGAUGGUCCAGUUGCCUGAAGGGUUCUUGGAGAGGACGGGGCCGCGGGGGAAGAUAGUGUCGUGGGCCCCACAGAGCCAGGUGUUGAGCCACCCGGCGUGCGGGGCGUACGUGACACACUGUGGUUACAACUCGGUGUUUGAGAGCAUAGCGGGAGGCGUGCCGAUGAUAUGCAAGCCGUUCUGGACGGACAACAUGAUGAAUGGAAGGUUGGUGAAGGAAUGGUGGGGGAUUGGAGUGGGAGUGGAGGGGAAGACCAUUACAAAGAGUGGGAUGGUGACGGCACUGGAGGUGGUGUUGAGGAGUGAGGACGGGAAGGAGAUGAGGAACAAGGUUUGCGAGCUUAGAGAGAGAUUGGUGGAGGCUGCCGGGCCUGGAGGGAGUGUUGAAACUGAUUUCAAGACCCUUGUGGAGGUUAUUUCUACUUCAUGAUAUGUUUUCAGUCCUGCUUUGUAUUGCUUUGUGUGGAUCAGAUCCUUUGAUGGAGACAUCGAUCUGGAUAAAGGAUGUUUGUUUUACUUUGCGGAAGGUUUAUAUUGAUCUUUUGUUAUGAUGGAUA
This is a messenger RNA of Eucalyptus grandis, 2108 nucleotides long. RefSeq names its product anthocyanidin 3-O-glucosyltransferase 7. Gene Ontology annotation, molecular function: UDP-glycosyltransferase activity. The record is from RefSeq and is a predicted model, not a curated record. NCBI's taxonomy places the organism in Eukaryota, Viridiplantae, Streptophyta, Magnoliopsida, Myrtales, Myrtaceae. The coding region runs from base 587 to 1981 and encodes 464 amino acids. The transcript has 3 exons.